Thunnus maccoyii (southern bluefin tuna) is the source of this 3622-nucleotide messenger RNA. RefSeq names its product mitotic arrest deficient 1 like 1 (gene mad1l1). Bases 140 to 2308 code for a protein of 722 amino acids. Gene Ontology annotation, cellular component: kinetochore; mitotic spindle; nuclear envelope. The record is from RefSeq and is a predicted model, not a curated record. NCBI's taxonomy places the organism in Eukaryota, Metazoa, Chordata, Actinopteri, Scombriformes, Scombridae. Gene Ontology annotation, biological process: mitotic spindle assembly checkpoint signaling; attachment of mitotic spindle microtubules to kinetochore. The transcript is spliced from 18 exons.
GAGCAUCUCAUUCCACCAAAACUGGAGGGAUUUCAGUAUUUUUAAGUUGUGCUGCUAUCAAGCUAGCAGAGCAAAGAUAACUUAUCUGCAACUAGCCUGCUCCUCUUCACAAACAAGUCAGCUUUGAGAGACCCUUAAAAUGGAUUUAGAAGACGACACCACUGUGCUAACAACCUUGAAGUCCUUCAAUUCCUUCAUCAGCCGCCCAGAACACCCGCAGCGGCUGUCUGAGCACUCAGCAGGCAGUGGAAACCUGCAGACUCAGUACAAACGCAGCAUGGAGUUGUUGGAAGCAGCAGAGAGGGUUCAAUCCAAGAAUCGCUAUCUUCAGUUGGACCAGGAGAAGAAGCAGAUGGAGCUGAGUCACAAGCGAGCUCGUUUUGAGCUAGAGAAGGCUGCUUCUGAUAGUGCACGAGACUUGGAGCACGAGGUGGACCGGAACCAGGAACUCUUGGGGCGAAUAAAAAAGUUGGAGGACAGAGAGACAGAGGCAGCUAAGAACUUAUCAGAGCAGGUGGAGGCAAAUCGUGCUCUUCGUAAGAACCUGGACGGCCUCCAAAAGAAACUGGAGGAGCGAGAUACUAGACUGAACACUGCUAACCAGACCAUCAGUUGUUUGAAGGAUGAGAUCAGAGACCUGAAGCAGAAGAUUCAGAACCAAGACUCGACCAUUUCUACUCAAACCCUUGAAAACCAGGAAUUGCAGGAACAGUUGGAUUUACAACGCAGGAAGUACCAGGAUCAGUAUCAGCUUUGCCAGAGUCUCCAAGCUGCUCAGUCCUCCUGCUCAGAGCACAUCAUCAAGAUUAAGGAGUUGGAGAGGCGUCUUGCCAUCCAAGAGCAAGACAUCUCUAUUGUGAAGAUUGUUAAGUCAGAGGUGGCCCGGGUUCCAGAUCUGGAAAAGGAGUUGAAGCGCCUCAGAGAUGACAAUGCCUUCCUCAGGGAGAGCAGAGAGAAUUGCAGCCUGUUAAAAGAAGAGGUGGAGGGGCUGAGGAGGAAGCUGGAGAGGAUGGAGAAAACCAAAGAAGAGCUGGUCAAUAUAGAACUGGAAAAGGAGAAACUGUCAGAAAAGCUCCAAGCCUGGGAGAACCUCGGACAAUCUACUGGACUCAACAUAAGGAAACCAGAGGAUCUGUCCAGGGAGGUGAUUCAGAUCCAGCAGAGAGAAAUUGCACUGAAAGAGCAGAACUACACACUCAACAGCUGUGUGAGGAGCGUGGAGCGUUCGCAGUCCGAGCUCCGUACAGAGCUGUCCCAGCAGCGCAGCAAGACCCUGGAGGAGCAGAAGAAGAGGGAGACGCAGGACUCGCUCGUCCGUCGGCUACAGAAGAGAGUGCUGUUAUUAACCAAGGAGCGUGAUGGGAUGCGUGCCAUCUUAGAGUCCUAUGACAGCGAGCUGGGGGCCACUGAGUACUCGCCUCAACUCAGCAGACGGCUCCGAGAGGCAGAGGACAUACUGCUGAAGACACAGAACCACAAUACAGAGAUGGAGGCCCAGCUGACCAAAGCUCAGGAAGAGACGGGGACUCUCAAGUUGCAGCUGCAAACUGUGGAGCUGGAACUGGAGUCUCUGAAGAAACAGCAAGCCUCUAUUACUGGCAGCAACUCUGCAGUGACCAAAGAAGAGGUCACUAUACUCAGACAGAAAAUUGAAGAUUUGGAGGCGGAGCGGCAGCGUCUGGAGGAGCAGAAUAACAUUUUGGAGAUGAGACUGGAGAGACACAACCUACAGGGAGACUACGAUCCUGUCAAAACCCGAGUUCUCCACCUCAAAAUGAACCCCACUUCGGUUGCCAAGCAACAGCGCCAGCAGGAAGAGGAGGCUCUCCGGGAGGAAGUGACACGUCUCAGAGAACUUGUGCGCUCGCUGCAGGAUGGAGGCGCUCUGGUCCAUUCGCAAGACGACGCCAGUCUGCACGCCUCAAGCCUCAGCUUCAGUUUGCCGCCAUCCAAGGAGGUGCUGGAUUUGCGUAAGCAGAUGGAGAGUGCUGAGCUGAGGAACCAGAGGCUGAAAGAGGUCUUUCAAAAGAAAAUCCAGGAGUUCCGCAGAGUCUGCUACGUUCUGACCGGCUACCAGAUAGAUAUCACCACCGAAAACCAAUACAGGCUCAGCUCAGUCUAUGCAGAGCAAAUGGACGACUCCUUGCUCUUCAAAAAGGGCUCCAAUGGAAACAUGCAGCUCAUGGAAACCGAGUUCUCCAAAACUCUAGGACAGAUGGUGACACUUCAUUUGCAUCACCAGAAGAGCAUCCCUGCAUUCCUCUCCGCCGUGACCCUCGACCUCUUCAGUCGACAAACUACCAUCUAAAGUUAUUUGACUCCAUCUCAUACGCUGGGCUGUACAAUUCAAGACGGGAUUGGGUUGUUUUUUUCCCCUCUUUUUCUUGCUUUUUAUCUGCCACUUGUUGUCUCUCUUUUAAGAUAUUCAUAAAAUGUGUCAGUAUUUCUCAACAACAACUGAACAGUACAGUCAGCGCUGUGUUGCGGAGGAUGAACACCUUGUUCUUAUGAAACGUUUCCAUCUUACUUUCACAUUCACAAAGCUAAGAAAGCAACACGGUCUCCCUGCUUGUAUGUGAAAUAUUUCAACAAUGAUAGUGUGGAAAAAUACAAAUGAGGCUGUCGUGAAAAUGGUACCCAAAAGCCACUGGUAUUUGAAUUUGGAGGGUUUUUUUUUCACAGCAAAAGGUUGAAACACCCUUCCCACCACAUUGUUACUACACAAUGUGCUUGGAAAAAGAAGAGGCGAUUUGUUUGGUUUCUGAAUCUGCAACAGACUUGUUUUUUUUUUUAUGUGGUCUUUACCAAGGCAGAGUCUUUGUUGACUCUUUUAUCCUCCCUUUCAGGGUCCUUGUUCACAACUAGUCUCAUUCAAUCCAAAAAUGGAGUUAAAGAAAUCCCUCUGAAUACAAGACCAGUCGCUUUUCUUAUUUGUGUCUUAAAAGAAUUAAGUUAGUUCUCAUUAGAUUUUAUUUAGUUAUGCAAUUGGUAUGAUUUUUAUUGUUUUGGGGUGUUUUUUUUUUUUUGUAGUUUUGAUUUAUUUUUUUUAUAAAUGUGCUUGAAUUGAAGAUAAAGACGAAAACUCAAGUUUCCUGCUCUCGUCUCUCUCUGGUGCUUUUCGUCGGAAGCAGCGAGAAGGGAGGAGGUGAAACAUUUUAGAGGGGAAAAUAAAGCGAUAAGAGGUCACUUUGCUUCCCUCUAACCACAUUCGAAAUUCAAACUCGUGUUUGAACGUGGAGAAAAAAAAAAAUUAAAUAUUUGAUCUGCGAAGAUUCAAAAUUCACAGUGUAUAAGCACAAAAGGCCGUGCUGUGCACUCAAACGGGGAGUGCUGGUAAAAUGCACUGUCACCUCAAUCUAUUGCUUGCCCUGUUUGUUGCCCUCGGUAAACCACUCUAUUGUUCUUCUUUUCUUUAACGCGAAAUGGAGAAAACUAGAGAGCUGUGCUGAAUAUGAAUCAUGAAACCCAAACCAUCUGAGAAGUAAUGAAAAUUUAGGAUAUUAUAGAUGGAAAAAUUAUGGGUAAAGGUAAGAGUAUACAUUUAUUACUGUCAAGUUUACAACAAUACAUAAGUUUAGGAUUAGGCUACGUGGCCUGUGUUCUAAUAAAUUUGAACAAAAUG